Molecule: messenger RNA, 213 nt
Organism: Durusdinium trenchii
Lineage: Eukaryota; Dinophyceae; Suessiales; Symbiodiniaceae
Source: the annotation of a GenBank genome assembly
AUGGUCACUGCUGAGAGCAGUUUGCCUUGGCAAGGACAGUCUUUGCCUCACGUCGCAGAGCUUCAGGACAAGAGACGCUGCAGCGCAGCCGGCUUCGAAGGCGCGCAUGCUUCCAAUCAGCCAUUGGCGGAAGCUCCUGGCGGAAGGGCGCUUCAGGCGCGUGGGCUCUUCAGGCAGGUGGAUGGAAGAAAGGUGCCAGGGCUGAUCUAUUGA